This is a messenger RNA of Zootoca vivipara (common lizard), 1538 nucleotides long. Lineage: Eukaryota; Metazoa; Chordata; Lepidosauria; Squamata; Lacertidae. The record is from RefSeq and is a predicted model, not a curated record.
AUGUCCGCCACCUUCAUUGGAAACUCCAGCGCCAUCCAGGAGCUCUUCAAGCGCAUCUCGGAGCAGUUCACGGCCAUGUUCCGCCGCACGGCAUUCCUCCACUGGUACACCGGGGAAGGGAUGGACGAGAUGGAGCUCACGGAGGCCGAGUCCAACUUGAACGACCUGGUCCUGGAGUACCAGCAGUACUAGGACGCCACCGCUGAGGAGGAGGGGGAGUUUGCGGAGGAGGAGGGGGCCUAUGAAGGAGAGGAAGACACACCAGGCUCGAGAGACUUUAGACAGCUUUAUUGGACCACCCCACCCCUUGGUUUCUUCCCUUGUUGGUUCUCCUUCUGACGUUCUCACCAGGUUCUUCUGGCUCCUAAGUUCUCACCAUCACGUCCAAGCUUCUUCUUUCUCCACCUUGAUUCCAAGUUCUCAGCAAGUGCCUUCCAAGUUCUCACCAUCAUCACGUCCAGCUUCCUUCCAAGCUUUGUCGUCCUCUCCACCUGGAAUCCAAGCUUUCACCAUCCCAAGCUGCUUCUCCACCUUGAAUCCAAGCUUUCACCAUCACGUCCAGCUUCCUUUGAAGCUUCUUCUUUUGCUCCAUGUGGAUUCCAAGUUCUCACCAAGCUUCCAGGUUCUUCUGGCUUCCCAAGCUCUCACCAUCACAUCCAGCUUCCUUCCAAGCUUCCCAGUUCUUCUGGCCUCCCAAGUUCUCACCUCAUCACCUUCAAGCUCCUUCCAGCUUCUUCCUCUCCAUCUGGCAUCCAGCUUGCUUCCCUGUUGGUCCUGGGAUUCCAGCUCAUCUUCUCCACCGUGGCUCCACAUUCUUCCAUCACAUCCAGGUUGCUUCCAAGCUUCCAGCUUCUUCCUCUCCACCUGGCCUCCACCUUCCUUCCCCGUUGACUCCAAGCUUCCACGUUCCUCCUUCUUCACCUUGCCUCCCAAGUUUUCACCAGGUCAAAUCUGAGCCUCUGGAAAUUCAACUCUUUCCACGUCACGAGUCUCCAGCUUCUCCAACGUGGUCUCCAGGCUCUCCUUGAUAUUUGGCCUCCUCGGUCUUCUCGAAGAUCUGACCUCCCCAAUCCACGGUUUUCUCUAGGCUUGAGGGCAUCUCUCCAUGGUUCUACCAUGCCACCUCUGGCAGAUCUCCUGGAUGUCUCUCCAUCUCAGGUUCCUCCUGCAAGUCCAAUGGUGGACACGAAUGAUGGAAGCCCAAAGAUGCACCACGAAUGUUGGAAUCCACGAAGAAUGGACGUCCAACGAUGGACCACGAAGGAUGGAAGAUAAAAGAUGGACCACGGAUGAUGGAAACCAGUGAUGGGCUACGAAGAAUGGAUGUCCAACGAUGGACCCCCUCAGACGUCACCUCUGGAUUCCUCUUCCUCUUUCCCAGAAGGCACCUCUACAUUCUUCCUCAUUUCUUAGAAGGUCACCUCUACCCUUGUUCCUCCAUGGUUCCUCUCUCCCUCGCUUCUCUGUGGUUGUGAUGUCAUCUGCCGUUGCCGCCGGCGUUGUCUGGGCGGCCAUUAAAAAUCCUCUUUUCAACCCUC